Molecule: messenger RNA, 938 nt
Organism: Branchiostoma belcheri (Belcher's lancelet)
Lineage: Eukaryota; Metazoa; Chordata; Leptocardii; Amphioxiformes; Branchiostomatidae
Exons: 3
Coding region: 30-599 (189 amino acids)
Source: RefSeq, a predicted model, not a curated record
AUGUUGUGUAGUUCGACCAUACACCAGCGAUGGAAGGCAUGGGGGUCCAGGCACCAUAUCACACAGAGUACACUGGGAACGACGGGGAUUGUGGUGAUGACGGUUAUGGGGGAGCCACAAUUCCUCCCUGGGAGCCAGACAACACGAGCCACACCACCAGUUACACGGCCAGCACCAGUCAGCCACUGAACAACGGAUCUGCGUUCAUGCAGCGACCUCUAGCGACGCACGAAACACCUACGCUAGGGUCUAGAGGUAACAUGGGUAAGAAAGGCCAUCGCCCGACCUCGACCGGACUCUACAUGAGAGUCAACGAACAAACGGUGCCCUUUCAACGCCUACGGCAGGCUCCGCACCCAAAACUCAACGAACUUCAGAACUCUAGUCGAAUGAAACGACGCUUGACUGCAGGAAAGGGAAUAGGGUGUGUGGACAAGGCGCCAAUCUCGUCCGAAUAUGGCUCGAUGUACACCAAGACGUACGGAGCAGCACCAAGGUCGUCACCGGGUUCUUACAAGAACAAGGUUUACUGGUAUGAAGACAAGCUACAGAAGGUCACGUCCAAACCACUCCGGGUAUCAUCCAAGGCUCCUGUGUAACAGCUGAACACCAAGCAGUCGAUGAAACAAAUUAUCAAAAGAGGCGAUAUUUCUUUCGAAAUUAUUUUUCAGUUGACGACAGUGUUUACUUGAGCCCAAACUGUACCAAUCAUACAAAUUGAAGCAGUCCAAUAUGAAUAUGUUAUCGUAAAACGUUGAAAAAGAGAAAGGCGGGACUUUUCACACACUUGUUGGUGUGAAUCGUAAACAGCAUUUUUUGUGUGUUUGACAAAUCUGAUUUUAAUCACUAUACAAGAAGUGCCGUUUGGAUAUAUUACACAAGCAAAAAAAUAUUCUUCCUAAUUGUAUCACAGUGUGUGGCAUGUGUAACAUUACCUU